AUAGACUAUAUCAAAAAUACGUGGUUAUGAGUGGUACGAAACAAUCAAAACUGGUCGAGACGGGAUGGAAGAUUUAUCUCGCUCGGGUAGAUCAUUAAAGUCUACAACUGAUGUUAAUAUCGCAAAAGUGAAAGAACUAUUGACUGAAAAUCUUCAUUCAAGAUUGUAAGAUAUAGCCGCCCAACUUUCAGCGUCUCACGGAUCACCAUUUUAAAUAAUAAUAUUUGGAAUGAAAGAUCUUACCGCUGGGCUAGUCUCAAAAGACCUGAUCUUUUCUCCAAAACUCAAUCGCAUAAGAGUCGCUGAGGAAAUGCUAGAACGAGUCAAUUUCGAACCAACAUUCAUGAAACACAAUGUUACCGGUGACGAGACGUGUGUUUAAGAGUUUGAUACGCAACUAGUCAACAAGCUUUGGAGUGGCGCCUUCCAACUAAUCUGAAACCGAAAAAACCACGCCAAAUCAAACAAAAGUUGGUCGUGUUGAUAGUUUUCAUUGACUAUCACGGUGUUGUGCUUUCGGAAUUCUCUAGGUAACUAAAGAAUAUUAUUUGAGCGUUAUGUGGCGUUUAAGAGAGCAAGUAAAUUUGACGAAAAAGGUUAUAUUUGUAAAAAGGGAAUUCAUAAAUUUUAUACCAUGAAAAUGCGCCUUCGCACAUGGUCAUUAUUGUGAACGAAUAUUGGACGAAAAACUCAAAAAAUACCAACGAACAACCAUCUUAUUCACCAGAUAUGGCUGCAGCCGAAUUAAUUCUUUUUCCUAAAUUCAUAUCAGCACUUCGUGGAACCUGUUUUCAUUCGGUAGAAGACAUAAAGGAGAAUUCGCGGCGACGACUCAACUCAAUUCCGUAAAAAGCAUUUAAAAAUGUUUUGAUGAUUGGAUUAUUCGUAAUAAUAUAUUAUAUUAUUAUAAUCUAUAUAUAUAAAAAUGAAUUGCUGUUCGUUAGUCUCGCUAAAACUCGAGAGCGGCUGGACCGAUUUAGCUAAUUUUGGUCUUGAAUUAAUUGUGGAAGUCCAGAGAAGGUUUAAAAGUUAGAUAUAAUUAUGAAAAUGCUCGGAAUUAAAUAUUUAAGUUUAUUUUCUACAAAAGUUUAGGUCUUUCAUUUAUCGAUUGAGGCACUACGAAGUCUGCCGGGUCACCUAGUAUAUUAUGUAAAUAACGAAGGAGCAUAAGAUGAUAAAAUAAAUUUGUAUCAAUAACUAACAUUUUGUGUAUUAUUGAUCUUUUCACAUACUUGUUUGACUGAGUAGUAUUACAACUACAAGUAACUUUCAACAACUACAAGUAACUUUCAAACUUCUUUCGUCUUAUUUAUUUUCCUUUAACAACACGUUAUUUUACAUUGUUCAAUAAUACUCUAUUUUUAUAAUGAAUUUAUAACUGACCGUAACAACGUACAUAAAAAUAUUACCAUGAAUUUGUUAACAAUAAGUAAACCAAAACUACACUAUCUAUAGAAUGUAAUUAUUUCAUGUAUAAGUAUAUAUUUAAUGCACAUAAAUCAUUUACAUUUUUAUAUUUAAAUAGUCAGUUAUAAAUUACAAAUGAACAAGUGAAUUAAGUAUAUGUGACGUUAUAUUUCUUGAUUUAAACAUUUCGGGUGAUACAAAAGACGACUUACCCUAACCGUGUCACGGGUGUUAACAAAUUUAUAGUCACAACUUAUUACGUAUAUAUAUGUACAUACACGCGAGCGUGCAUCAUACAUCUUUAUUAUUCACUUCAGUUGUUAACAGCUGAGAGAACUCAAAUCAGUCCAUGAUCAGCUUUACAAGUAACAACAACGUACACUUCAUUAUUUAAAAUAAAUAUUUGCUAAAUUGUCAAUUUAUAAUUAAUAAAAUAUAUUUAUCCGAAUCCGUGUGUUGUACAAACCAUAAGCAAAUAGUUGUGUUCGAAUCGGUGUUCGAUGACUAAAAAUAAAGAGAAAUCCAAUCAAAGCGCAUCGAGGGAGUGGCGUGAGAGAUCGGAGCCUCUCCUCGCCGUGCCUGAAGAUGAAAGUGAACAUCCACCACAUGCGUUACCAAGAUUGAGCGUGGUUCUACCUUCCAGCAGUGGAUCGAGCACCGAUAACAUACCAUCGCCACUACCAAGCAAGAGGCCUCUAUCACAUGGCGAUGAAUCAAUGACAGUGGCCUUGUCAGCGUUUUACGCGAAGUUAUUAAUAGUUUUAGGAAUAGCUUUACCUGUAACCAGCACAAUACAAAAUGAGCUCUACACUAACAUCACCUCAGAUAUUUUCACGAUGUACUUAUACGUCAUCAGUAUGCUGUUUUUAGCAUACACUUUUUAUCAUCUUCGUAUGGCGAGACGUUAUAAAGAUGAUAACGUGAAACGCACUCGAUAUGGCAGUUUCUACCUCCACAUUGGCGUAGCGGGAUUUGGUGUUGGUUCCAUCAUCUACUCGUGUCUUCAAUUUGGUGAAUAUUUUGAUCUCUCCGGGGACUGUCAGCUGACCAUCGUGGCCGUCAAACCAGUCUUAAGAAUCCUGUAUCUUGUUGCGCAAACUGUCUUCAUAUUUUCAUAUACUGACGUAUUGGAUCCAAUGCGUGGAGUGGUAAUUGACAGAUUUGGUCUAAUGCAUCUAAUCGCUACUAAUGUAUGCGAAUGGUUAAAUGUUGUAGUGCAAGAUACCAGAGAUGACAUCGUGGAUGUUGCAUACGAUCAGCCAAUCCUUUUUCGCUAUGCCAAUAUUAGUGGUCACAAACAAAUCGACAUAAAUGAUAAACUGGACAAUUUAACAAUUGAAGAAAUAGUAGAUUAUCCUAAGCCGCUGCUAUCGGUGUUCAAUAAUAACCGAACUGACAUAGGGAGCGUUAGUACGAACUUAAGUUUUAAAUAUUUCAACGCAACUAUGAAUAACGAUAUAUGGAUCUGUAAUGUUUCGGAUAUGAUAACACCGCUCAUAAGAAAUGUGAAUCCAUACUUGAGACCUUGCGGUGUGGAGUACAGCCUUUUGUGUUCGGUUAUAAUAGCAGUAAUAUGGAACGACCUAUGCACAGUUCCUGGAUCGAAACCUUCGAAGAAAUCAAAAGCGUUCAAAGAAAUAAAGCAAUGCUGUGCUCGAGUCAAGUCUAACAAUCAUUUCUCAGUAGAUUGUGGAAGUGCUCAUAAAGGCCUAUUCAUGGGUAUUGCUGUUCUUGCCGGCACUAUCGUUAGUCUGAUGCUCUUCAAUGGACUAUUUCAAAAAAAACAACACGUUGAACUAGCGCUCCUACAGAUCAACAUAUGGGAGACGAUUCUAUUCGUUUUGAUGACGAUAGCAUCAGCAGCGUGCAUUCAGCGUAUGAGAGCCCUACCGUUGCGAAAAGCUGUGUCGUCUCUACAAUUAGAACACGCGUUGUUGCUUGUCACGCAAUGUGGCGUAUACCUUUACUAUUUAUUUCAAAUAAUAGGCACUGGCUUCCUAUUAAAACGAUACUCGGAAGGAUCAAGAGCUACCAGGAUAAUAUCUCCACUUUGUGCAGUUAUUCAGAGCUCUUGCCAAACUUUGUUAGUUCUGGACGCGUGGGCUCGAAGAAGUACCAGUAACGGAAGACAGCGACCCGGCAGACAGCUGAUCACUUUCCUUCUCGUGGGAAAUUUUGCUUUAUGGCUCUUAAAUAGAGUUAAAAACGGAAGAGCAGAAUUCCAUCCGCUACAGAUGGAGUUUUACGGUGUUUGGGCUUGGACACUGAUAACUCACGUAUCAGCACCGUUGCUUGUUUGCUACAGAUUUCAAGCCACUGUAUGUCUGUAUGAAGUUUGGAAGAACUCUUACAAAAGAAAAAAUAUCGGCGAAUAUAAUGAUACAAAUGAAUUCGAAUUAAAGAAUCAUGCGCCGUGAAUAAA
Molecule: messenger RNA, 3829 nt
Organism: Bombyx mori (domestic silkworm)
Lineage: Eukaryota; Metazoa; Arthropoda; Insecta; Lepidoptera; Bombycidae
Product: proton channel OtopLc
Exons: 10
Coding region: 1908-3824 (638 amino acids)
Biological process (GO): proton transmembrane transport
Cellular component (GO): membrane
Molecular function (GO): proton channel activity
Source: RefSeq, a predicted model, not a curated record